AUGGCGCGCCUACCGAGAGCUCUGCUCUUCCUGGCCUUCCUCGUGUGCUGUUUCAUUGGCAGUACAUUAGCGACAACACCCCAGAUCGACGAACGAGAACUACAGAGCGACGAGAAGCUAUCGGCGCUCGCUUCCCGCAAUGUUUUCGACUCAUGGUCUCCUUCGCUGGACGGCCGGGGGCUGGGAAUAUUGAAGAAGGCUGCUAGUGCCGUGAAGAAGGUUGCCGCCCCAGCAAAGAAGGCCGCUGCUGCUGUCAAGAAGGUCGUUACGCCCAAGAAGGCCGCUGCUGCUGUCAAGAAAGCCGCUGCACCCAAGAAGGCGGCUGCUGCCGUCAAGAAAGCCGCUGGUGGUGCUAAGAAGUCUGUUGCCAGCAAGAAGACUUCUACACCUAAGAAGGCCGCUACACCAAAGAAGCCUGCCGCCAGCAAGAAGGCUGCUACGCCCAAGAAGGCUUCGACACCUAAGAAGCCUGCCGCCAGCAAGAAAGCGACUACACCCAAGAAGGCCGCUGGUGGAAACAAGGCUGCUACACCUAAGAAGGCUGCUGCCAAUAAGAAGGCUGCUGCACCUAAGAAGGCCGUUGGUGGCAAGAAGCCUGCCGGUGGCAAGAAGCCUGCCACUCCAAAGAAGGCUGCUGGCGGCAAGAAGGCUGCUGCUGGGAAGAAGGCCACGACACCCAAGAAGGCCGCUGGCGGUAAGAAGGCUGCCACACCAAAGAAGGCUGCCGGUGGUAAGAAGGCUGCCACACCAAAGAAGGCUGCUGCUGGCAAGAAGGCCACUACACCCAAGAAGGCUGCUGGCGGCAAGAAACCUGCUGCCAACAAGAAGGCCGCUGGUGGUAGGAAGGCUGCUGCACCUAAGAAAGCCGCUGGUGGCAAGAAGCCCGCCGGUGGUAAGAAGGCUGCUACACCAAAGAAGGCUGCUGGUGGCAAGAAGACGGCUGGAGCCAAGAAGUCUCCUGCUGGCACUAAGAAGGCUGCUGGCAACAAGAAAGCAGUUGGAAACAAGAAGACUGCCGGUGCGAAGAAACCUUCUGGCAAUAAGAAGGCUGGCAGUAAGAAGGCAGUUGGAAACAAGAAGACUGCAGGUAACAAGAAGGCUGCUGGUGCUAAGAAGACUGCUGGUGCCAAGAAGCCUUCCGGCAACAAGAAGGCAGUUGGUAACAAGAAGACUGCCGGAGCCAAGAAAUCUGGUGCCAAGAAGUCUCCUGCUGGCACUAAGAAGGCUGCUGGCAACAAGAAAGCAGUUGGUAACAAGAAGACUCCAGCUGGUGCCAAGAAGUCCAGUGCUAAGAAGCCUUCCGGCAACAAGAAGGCUGCUGGUGCUAAGAAGACUGCUGGUGCCAAGAAGCCUUCCGGCAACAAGAAGGCAGUUGGUAACAAGAAGACUGCCGGAGCCAAGAAAUCUGGUGCCAAGAAGUCUCCUGCUGGUGCCAAGAAGUCUGCUGCUAAGAAGCCUUCCGGAAACAAGAAGGCUGCUGGUGCCAAGAAGCCUUCCGGCAACAAGAAAGCAGUUGGAAACAAGAAGACUGCCGGUGCGAAGAAAUCUGGUGCUAAGAAGUCUCCUGCUGGUGCUAAGAAGUCUACCACCAAAAAGGCUGCUAGCAACAAGAAGGCAGUUGGCAACAAGAAGACUGCUGGUUCCAAAAAACCUUCCAACAACAAGAAGGCUGGUGCUAAGAAGACUGCCGGCAACAAGAAGACCGUCGGAAACAAGAAGGCCUCUGGCAACAAGAAGUCCCCUGGUGCCAAGAAACCUGCUGGUGUGAAGAAGGCUUCCGGUAGCAAGAAGACUGGCAACAAGGCUGUUGGCAAGAAGGCCGGCAACAAGAAGUCUCCUGGUGCUAAGAAGUCUGCUGGUAACAAGAAGGCAGUUAGCAACAAAAAGACUGCCGGUGCAAAGAAACCUUCUGGCAAUAAGAAGGCUGGCAGCAAGAAGGCAGUUGGAAACAAGAAGACUGCAGGUAACAAGAAGGCCGGCAAUAAAGCUGUUAGCAAGAAUGGCAGCAAGAAGGCCAGCGGCAAUAAGAAGACCGCUGGCAACAAGAAGGCCGGUGCUAAGAAGUCUCCUGCUGGCAGCAAGAAGUCCGGUACUAAGAAGACCCCUGGCAAGAAGGCCGGAAACACCAAGGCUGCUGGCAAGAAGACUACCAACAAGAAGGCCGCUGGCAAGAAGGCCGGUAGUAAGACUGUUGGCAAGAAGGCUGGCAACAAGAAGUCUCCUGCUGGUAGCAAGAAGUCCAGUGCUAAGAAGACCCCUGGCAAGAAGACCGGAAACACCAAGGCUGCUGGAAAGAAGGCAGGCAACAAGAAGACUUCUGGAAAGAAGGCCGGUAACAAAGCUGUUGGCAAGAAUAGCAACAGGAAGGCCGGUAGCAAGAAGGCAGCUGGAGCAAAGAAGUCUCCCGCUGGCAGCAAGAAGGCUGGUGCCAAGAAGUCUCCUGGUAACAAGAAGGCAGUUGGCAACAAGAAGACUGCCGGUAACAAGAAGACUCCUGGCAAGAAGGCCGGAAACAAGAAUGCUGCUGCUGGUAAGAAGGCCGGUGACAAGUCAGCCGGAAGCCCCAAGUCGAAAUCGAAGUCAGCACCCAGCUGCAUGAUUGGCGGCAAGGCGAAGCGAGGUGACGAGUGCCUGAUCGGAGCCCACAAGGAGGGUGGUCUCGGCAUUGACCGUGAUGCCUCCAUGGGCUUGAAGAAGGGCGACGAGACCGUUUACAACUCAAGGAUCAAUAGGCAGGGCGAGGGUGCCGACAAGGAAAUCACCAACGGCGGACUUUACGGAGUGGCCUCGGACGCCAUGGACGAAAUGCAAGCCAAGCACAAGAACUACGGUGGUGAAAAGCCGGGAGUCAUGACGGCCAUGGUGGCUGAUGGUGGCAAAGGCGACAAGGUCUACCUCGGAAGUUCCCAAAACAACGGCGAGUCCUUGAUCCACAAGACAGAGAAGGGCGAGAACGGCGAAGACAAACUCAAGUACCCCGAGACGAACAGACUGGUCACGGAGGCCGAGGAGGCCGCCAAGGGCACGAGGCCUGGCCUGACGGAGGGCGCAGACCCCAAGCAUGGAAACAACGCCAAGUGUGGCGAGGAGUCGUGCAUUGGCAUGUGGGAGAAGGACAACCCGGGCAAGACGCUGAACGAGGCAGACGCCAGAUUCGUGACGGUUCAUCGUUCUGGCGGAGAGAACAAGAUUAUCCCUCCCUGCGACGGUAAAGACGGUAAAGGCAUCGGCUGCAAGUCCGUCCUAGCGCAUGGAGGUGCCUCAGAUGCCGAUAAGGAUGCUACGCAAAAGGAACCAUACCAUCUCGGCAACGACUAUUCAACAACUAACAUGGAAUUGGGAGCCAAGGAUGGCGGCAAGGAGCGUGAGGACAAGGCCGGUAGAGAAGCUGCUGAGGCGGCGAGAUUGGAAGAAAACAGGAGGAAGAAGGCGGAGAAGCAGGCAAAGAAGGAUGCCAAGAAGGGGAGGAAGCCGCAAGCCGAAGGAGAGGCCAGCGCGGAGUAA
Clonostachys solani is the source of this 3504-nucleotide messenger RNA. NCBI's taxonomy places the organism in Eukaryota, Fungi, Ascomycota, Sordariomycetes, Hypocreales, Bionectriaceae. The record is from the annotation of a GenBank genome assembly.